AGGAGGAGGAGGAGUACCACAGUUUGCUGCUGCAUAGGCCGAGAGGGACGGACACACUGGCCGGCCGGACACGCUCCCUCUUAGGCGUCAUCAGCAGCACAAUCACCGGCUUUAGAGCAGCAAUCUGGGGCAGAGGGAGGACAAGGACAGUCGCUUUGCAGCAAACAGGUUGAAACAAAACAACAUGGACUUCCACUUGAGCUUUGGAGUUCUUCUUAUGGUGUUCCUGUGUCACAUGACGUCAGCGCUGGAAGUGCCUCUUGACCCAAAAGUUCUGGAAGGAUUGCCCCAGCCCCCAACUAUAACGCUACAGUCCCCCAAGGACUAUAUUUUCGACCCACGGGAGAACAUUGUUAUCCACUGUGAAGCCAAAGGGAAGCCUCAUCCCAGCUUUUCCUGGACACGAAACGGAACCCAUUUUGAUGUGGAGAAAGACCCCAAAGUUCUAAUGAAACCCGGUUCGGGCACUCUGGUCAUCGACAUCAGCGGCGAAAAGGCCGAGGCUUAUGAAGGGACGUACCAGUGCACAGCCCAUAAUGACCACGGCACAGCUGUAUCCAACAACAUCGUCAUCAGACAGUCCAGGUCCCCCUUGUGGUCCAAGGAAAGAAUUGAGGCCAUCACGGUGCAGAUGGGGGUCUCCAUGGUGCUGCAGUGCCGACCCCCAGCAGGGCUGCCGCCUCCUGUCAUAUUUUGGAUGGAUAACAAUUUCCAGAGGCUGCCACUCGACAGACGCGUAUCCCAGGCCCUGAAUGGAGACUUGUACUUCUCCAAUGUUCUGUCUGAGGACACCAGGAAUGACUACAUCUGCUACGCCCGCUUCCCGCAUACACAGACCAUUCAGCAGAAGCAGCCCAUCUCUGUCACAGUCCUCGAGAUGGAUACAAUGAAUGAGACUGUGGCUUCUUUGUACAAUAUCACUAAAUUUAGUGCCAAUCCAGCAGGAGAGUACCGCCCAGGCUUCAUGACGCCUUUGGGUGACACCAGCACCGAGAUGGUUCUACGAGGAGAGACCCUGGAGUUGGAAUGCAUCGCAGAGGGCUUGCCCACUCCGGAGAUGUCAUGGCAGAAAGACGGCGGAGAGCUGCCCACCAGCAGGGUGUCCUUUUUUAACUACAAGAAAACUGUCAAGAUUUCAGACGUCAGUGAAGCCGACGCCGGCGACUACACCUGCACCGCCACCAAUCGCCUGGGGACAGUGGACCAUGUCAUCAAGGUCACCGUCAAAGCUGCUCCUUUCUGGAUCAGCGCUCCCAGGAACCUGAUCCUUGCCCCGAAUGAAACCGGCAUUCUGACUUGCAGGGUCAAUGGAGACCCCAAGCCGGAAAUAAGAUGGUUCAUCAAUGGCGUCCCGUUAGAGAAUGCCCCAGAGGACCACACCCGCAAGGUGGACGACGACACAGUGAUUCUUAGCAACGUGCAGUCCGGGUCCAGUGCCGUUUAUCAGUGUAACGCAUCCAACGAAUUUGGCUACCUGAUUGCCAACGCAUUUGUUAGUGUUCUGGCUGAGCCCCCAAGGGUCCUCACUCCCCCCAACCAAGUGUACCAAGUCAUCACCAACAGCCCGGCUUUGCUACACUGUGCCACCUUUGGCUCACCGAUACCAACCAUCACAUGGUUCAAAGACAGCAAGAUCAGCAUCAAGAGCGGAGACCCCUAUGUGAUCCACGAGAACGGGACUUUGGAGAUCAACGUGGCCCAGUCGCAGAACAGCGGGAAAUACACGUGCAUCGCCACCAACAACCUGGGCAUCAAAGAGAACCACGUCUUCCUGGAGGUUAAAGAGCCCACGCGCAUCCUUAAGCAGCCUGAAUACAAGGUGGUGCAGAGAGGCAUGAGCGCCAUAUUUGAGUGUAAAGUCAAACACGACCCCUCCCUCAUCCCCACCAUGACCUGGCUCAAAAACAACGGCGAGCUGCCCGACGACGAGAGGUGCAGUACAUCGACCACGUGGCCUAAAAGGAAAUACGAGUUGAAAUCGUCCUGUUUGCCGUUUGCUAGGUUUGAGGUGGAUGCAGACAGUCUGACCAUCAAGGAUGUGACAGACGAAGACGAGGGCACGUACACCUGCAUCAUGAGCACAAGCCUGGACCGCGACUCCGCCAGCGCCAUGCUGACCGUUGUCGAGGCUACUCCUACUCCAGCUAUUGUCUACGAGAAACCCGACCCGCCCACUGACCUGGAACUCACGGACCAGACUGAAAGGAGUGUUCGGCUCACUUGGAUCCCAGGAGAUGAACACAACAGUCCCACACAAAAGUUCCUGAUCCAAUUCGAGGAUUUGCUGCACCAGCCAAAUGUCUGGGUCAACAUGACGGAGGUCCCGGGUAUGAGCACGACAGCCCACCUGGACCUCUCGCCGUAUGUGUAUUACUCCUUCCGGGUACUUGCGAAGAACCAGGUGGGCUACAGCCAGCCCAGCCAGGCGUCACGCCAAUACCGAACCAACCCUGCAGCCCCUGAUGAUAAUCCGUCACACGUUCAGGGAGAAGGAACAGAACCAGGGAACCUGGUCAUCUCCUGGAGAUCACUAACAGGACUACAGUCCAACGGCCCUGGUCUGGAGUACAAAGUCCAAUGGAGACAGAAGGACGUGGAUCAAGAGUGGUCUUCCAGGACAGUAGCCAACGCCUCACAGCUGGUCGUGUCCGGAACCCCUGUCUUUGCGCCCUACGAGAUCAAGGUCCAGUCUCUGAACGACUAUGGCAACGGACCGGAAGCUGAAGUCAUCAUUGGGUACUCUGGGGAAGAUCUGCCUUUAUCUGCGCCUGAUGGCGUUCUGGUCAUGGUUCAUAACAGCACCGUAGCAGAAGUACACUGGGAGCCGGUGUCGUCUCACUCAAUCAGGGGGAAACUGAAGGGAUACAAGGUAUAUUACCGCCGUGAGCGAGGCUUGCAUGAGGCAGAGGAGGAAGCGGAUCAAGAAUCUCAAGACCAGGUUCUGACCUUCAACGGGAAUCUGACCGAGGGGCGUCUUCCGGGCCUCCAACCCUACAGCUUGUACAACCUCUUCAUCAGGGUCCUGAACAGCAAAGGGGAAGGCCCUCCUAGUCCAGAUAAGCAAUUUGAAACACCCGAAGGAGUUCCAGGCCCUCCUUCGUUUCUACAAGUGAACCCCGGUUUGGAUUCUUUGACUCUGGAAUGGGGCCCACCGCUGAACAACAACGGACGCCUUAUUGGAUACACUCUCAGAUACCAACCAGCCAACGCCACCAUAGAAACGGGGCUCGUCAAGAUCAUGGAUUUUCCCGUCAACGAGACAACCGUGACUCUGGACAGCUUGAACUCCAGCGUGCAGUACAAGUUUGACUUAAACGCAAAAACCAUCAAAGGAGCCGGACCCAGCAUCACGAAGGAGGCCUCCACCUUCAUGGAAACAACUCCCACUGCUCCCACUGCAGAGGUGGGCAAAGGCCCCACAGACCCAACUACCCCCAUCACUCAGUCUCCCCCGCUUCACAAGGCACCCUCUGUAGGCCCCGUCUUUGGCACGGUUAACACAUCAGUGUCCGAGGAGGGUGCCGUGAUCAGUUGGGAAUACUUUGGACACCAUAAGAACAUUUAUGUGGAGUACACGGUAGAAAACAGCAAAGAGGGCUGGAAAAAGGAGUCGGUAAACAGCUCGCACUCUCAUGUAUUAAAAAGCUUAAAGCCAGGAACGUCCUAUAGGGUGCGUGUCGUAGCUCGAGACCCGGCCGGGCCGAUGCUCCACAGCACCAAUGAGGAGGUGGUUACGGUGCCAGCCGUACCCAGUCGCCACGUGGACAUCGCCACCCAGGGCUGGUUCAUCGGACUGAUGUGCGCCAUCGCUCUCCUUAUCCUGGUGCUUCUCAUUGUCUGCUUCAUCAAAAGAAACAAGGGCGGCAAAUAUCCAGUGAAAGAGAAAGAAGAAGCCCACCAAGAUCCAGAGAUCCAGCCCAUGAAGGAGGAUGAUGGCACAUUCGGAGAAUACAGCGACACCGAGGACCACAAGCCGCUGAAGGGCAGCCGCACGCCGUCCAACGGCACGGUGCGGCGCGACGAGAGCGACGACAGCCUGGUGGACUACGGCGAGGGCGGCGACGGACAGUUCAACGAGGACGGCUCCUUCAUCGGCCAGUACAGCGGCAAAAAGGAGAAGGACACGCACGAAGGCAACGAGAGCUCCGAGGCGCCGUCGCCCGUCAACGCCAUGAACUCCUUUGUCUAAAUCGCACCGGAGGGGGUUGCCGUGGCGCACCGGAACUUUGGGCCGUGGCGGUUGUCACCGUGGCGACCGAGGAUGGCCACCGUCAUCCCCUUGCACCCGCCGCCAGCUCCUGUCCUCCCGCUAGCAAAGACGGACACCACAAUCCAAGACGGUGGCGACUGAAGGAGCGACUCUUGAGAGGAAGCAAUAUGGAAAAGGAAUGUAUCAGGAGUGUCAGCCCUCUCUGUGUGUGUGUGUGUGUGUGUGUGUGUGCGUGCGCACGUGAGUGAGUGACAUUUGAUAUCCUUUACUUACAUUUCCACACAACACAUUAUUUGGUCACACCCUGCAGAAUCAUAUUUUAUAGUAUUCAGCCAUGAAUUGUGUUCAAAUGUUUCAAAUACCGUAAUUGCUCUAAUUAUAGCCGCCGCCGCCUUUAUUUACCUCGACCGCUAAUCGGAAGCAGGCGAUAAUUGGAGAGACGCUGCUACAAGUCAAUUCUUGUACUAAGCUGUAUAUUGCACAAGACGGCAGAAACAGAACCAAUGUUGUAAUCACGGCAAGGAGAAAAACUGCUCAGCAAGCAUUAACAAUACUGUUCACUGUAAACUAUAACAGUACAGCAAGUGUAACACGCCCGAGUUCCACACCAUAGCAGCUGAGGUGCAGCAUUUUAAAGCGCAUGAAGAGGUACGUAGAUUAAGCUGCUGGAUGUUGGCCACUCAUGAGUCUAUUUUGGAGUGCAUAAGAAAGUGGAAGGCUCCUUUUGAUCACAUGGUCAUUAACAAUACAGCGAAAUAAAGCAGAAACAGAACCAAUGUUGUAACCGCGGUAAAGAGACAGCAGUAAUACGACUUGUGAGUUCAUUGUAAACAACAAUACAGCUGAGUACGACAGAGUUACACACCGAGGCAGCUGACGAACGACAUGAUAAACAUGAGCAAUUAUGUUGCAGAAGCACCAGAACCAAUGUUGUAACCGCGGUAAAGAGACAGCAGUAAUACCACAGGUUAGUUCCAGAACAGUACGGCUGAGUACGACGGAGUUUCACACCGAGGCAGCUGACAAGCGACAUGAUAAACAUGAGCAAUUAUGUUGCAGAAGCACCAGAACCAAUGUUGUAACCGCGGUAAAGAGACAGCAGUAAUACCACCAGUGAGUUCAUUGUAAACAACAGUACGGCUGAGUACAACAGAGUUUCACACCGAGGCAGCACACGAGUGACAUGAUAAACAUGAGCAAUUAUGUUGCAGAAGCACCAGAACCAAUGUUGUAACCGCGGUAAAGAGACAGCAGUAAUACCACCGGUGAGUUCAUUGUAAACAACAAUACGGCUGAGUACAACAGAGUUUUACACCAAGGCAGCUGAUGAGCGACAUGAUAAACAUGAGCAAUUAUGUUGCAGAAGCACCAGAACCAAUGUUGUAACCGCGGUAAAGAGACAGCAGUAAUACCACCAGUGAGUUCAUUGUAAACAACAGUACGGCUGAGUACAACAGAGUUUCACACCGAGGCAGCUGACAAGCGACAUGAUAAACAUGAGCAAUUAUGUUGCAGAAGCACCAGAACCAAUGUUGUAACCAUGGUAAAAAGACAGCAGUAAUAAGACCAGUGAGUUCAUUGUCAGCGGUAAGGAGCAAACUGCUCAGCCAGCAUUUAAUACGACGGAUGAUUUAUUGUAAACAACAACACAGCCGGUGUAGCAUGUGUGAGUUUCACACCAUUUUAUAACGCAUGAAGAGGUAGAUAAAGCUGCUGUAUUGAGGCAAAAUGUGAAAGUCCACCAUGCAUAACUUAAAUAGCAAGUAACCAAUGUUGUAGCAGCAGUAAGCAGCAAACAGCAAGUGAAACGCGAAGACUAGCAACAUUUUAAAGCGCAUGCAGAGGUAGUGUAUGCUGACUAUGAUUGAUGCUAAAAAAUGCAGCUAUCUUGAGGUCAUGUAAACUGGUCACAAUGGCGGUUUUGACCAUAUUGGAGACCCCCGGGGGCGUUAAUUGGACCAGUUACGGUAUCCUUCCUGUGGCUGCAGCUGUACCUAAUGUAACGAGCGGCGAGUCGGUCACUUCGAGAUGACUUUCAAGGUGAAAGACGUGGAAUGUUGAAGGUCAAACCUUUACUUGUAGCACUUGAGGGAUUUGGGAAGAGGCUCCUAAUGAUGCUGAAUGUGGAGGAAGUGAAGAUGGUUGCCCUGUUGCAUUGUCCUCUGAUGAACGUGUUGUACUGUUUACAGGAUGCGUGGCUGCAUGAGCGUGCACAUGCAUGUGUUCAAACGUGCGUCGUUACCUUCCAGGAUUACCGUCUGCUCUCCUCACACGUUUUGAAGAAUCUUUUUUUUCUUUUCCUUCAUUUAUCAUAACUUGCAUCAAGUUUUUCGGUCAGCUUCUCCGUGUGUUUUAUUUUGUAAAUAACAAGUUUGACAUGAGCGGGCUGAAUUAUACACUUUGCUGUGGGGUUUCUUUGUGUGUCAGGUGAACUUGCAAAAGGAGUUUUUUUUUUUUUGCUUGUGGCUGAGCUCUUGUGACACACCUUGUCUUGUUCAUGCACCUUUUAUUGUUUAUUUAAAUAUAUUUGAUGCACACACACACACACACACACACACACACACUCACAAGUUGUAUCAUUUGGAAGCAGGAAGCUCCAUGGAGUAGAACUUGCAGGCAUGGACAGAAAUGCAGUGUGACACCAUUAUCCCGUACAUGAUGAUGAUAUUAUUGACUAUUCUGGUUCAUGUUGAAGCUAUUACGUGAGAGCAUGAGAGACUGUUGAAUGGUUUAAUCCUCGAUAUAAUAUGACAAAAAAAAGAAUAUUUUGUAUUUUAAAUGAGAACAGAAUCAUAAUAAAUGUUGGAGUUCAAAUUGGAACCGUCGUUUCCUCCAUGCACUGGUAUGUCAUGAGAAAAAUGCUAAAUGCUAGUCAAAUAUCGGCUUGUUUUUGCAGUUAGCCCUUAAAGACGGGAUGAUUUUGUCACAUUAAGGAUCUUUGAUGGAUUUUCCUGCUAUAAAAUAUCUAUAAGGACGAUCUUUGACUGGCAUUUCUGUAUUAAGUACUUAAAAACGGGAUGAUGAUGUCAUAUGAAGGAAGAACAUACUGUAACGUGUGAAACAGCACCAUCUGCUGGCUCAAGUUUAGAAUUACAAAAGUCGCCUCUGAAUUGCCAAGUCAGGUCAAAAGUCAGACUUAUUUCGUCAAAGUACGUUGACAUCCAACAGUGUUAAUUAUGUUUUUAUAUUAACGAUCUCUAAAGCUAAUUUGUAUAACAAACAGAAGAUAAUUUAGUUAUGUAAAGGAUAUCUGACAAAAUCACACGAGGGCUGUACUUCUAGACGUUGACCACUAGAUGGUGCUGUCGGACCGGUUACAGUAUGCUAACACGUUAAAGCGAGGCGAAGAUCCCUUUUAUGACAAAAUCAUCCCCCGUUUGUACGGUACGACUGAAAAAUGAGUCAAAUAUGAAUUAUAUUACAAAAUUAUGCCCCGUUUUGGGGUUUUACGACUCCACAUGCUUGUAUCAGAGGACU
This is a messenger RNA of Doryrhamphus excisus (bluestripe pipefish), 7687 nucleotides long. It is a transcript of the gene nrcama, whose product is annotated as neuronal cell adhesion molecule a. Gene Ontology annotation, molecular function: cell-cell adhesion mediator activity. The record is from RefSeq and is a predicted model, not a curated record. Lineage: Eukaryota; Metazoa; Chordata; Actinopteri; Syngnathiformes; Syngnathidae. Gene Ontology annotation, cellular component: axon; plasma membrane. Gene Ontology annotation, biological process: axon guidance; cell-cell adhesion; brain development.